CAGGAAGAGAGGGAGAGAGAAGAGCAGGCAAGCCAGGCGAUAUCUGGCCAACCAAAUAUAGCAUGUCUUCUAUUUUCUUGUCCUCUUAUCUGUUCCUUAAGCCUUUUCCCCAGCAUGUCUGAAAGGAAAAACACUAAAUCACAUGAAUACAAAGACAGAUCAACACUUCUGAUCAUGUAUCACUGUCACUGGCUGUUUCAAACAAAUCUUAUAUUCAGGCUGAAAGGGUUCAAUCUGUACUUUUUCCGCUAUAUGGGGGAAAAGCUAGUAAGAAUGGCUUUCUGUUCACCAGAAGGGCCACUUUCAGUUUGUCUCUUAAUUAAGUGCCAAACAAAAGCUUUGUCAUAGUGACGCCGUGACAUCCACGUCAGUUGAACGUCAAGUGGGCCCAAAAGACAGCUGUGUUUGGCAGGGAAACGCUGGUGGUUUCUGACACCAUGGCAUCAUAAGAUCGCUCUUAUCAGUAGCUUUCUACCUCACCAUCAGUUAGGAUAGAACCACAAGCUGCUACGUUUCAUCACGAUCUCGCUACAGUUUCAGUAUGGCUCUCACAGACUUCCUUGCUGCGUCAGAUAUUACUUCAGCUAUCAAUGCUUGCAAAGCAAACGACUCCUUCAGCCCAAAGAAGUUUUUUGCGAUGGUGGGCUUGUCCAAGAAGUCUCCCCCUGAGAUUGAGAAGAUCUUCAUGAUCCUGGACCAGGACAAGAGUGGCUACAUCGAACAGGACGAGCUACAGCUUUUCCUCCAGAACUUCUCCAAGGGGGCUCGUCCCCUGACAGCGGCUGAGACCAGAGCCUUUCUCCUAGCUGGGGACAAAGACGGGGACGGAAAGAUAGGCUGGGACGAGUUCUCCAACCUUGUCAUGUCUUCAUAAAGAGAGGAAGAUAAAGAAGAUGUUUAUUUUUGACAAUCUUGUAGUUUGAAGACAAGCAGUACAUGGUCUGUGUGAAUCUGCUCAGUGCCUUCUUGGGUUGGUCCAGCCUCUGUCUGUCAGUACAAGUAGUGCAAUAUGCUGUAUGCUAGUUUUGACUAAGGAAAAUAUGAUAUUGUAAACCAAUACAAAUAAACAGUCUUUGGCUUAACACUU
Molecule: messenger RNA, 1087 nt
Organism: Salvelinus sp. IW2-2015
Lineage: Eukaryota; Metazoa; Chordata; Actinopteri; Salmoniformes; Salmonidae
Product: parvalbumin, thymic
Cellular component (GO): cytoplasm
Molecular function (GO): calcium ion binding
Source: RefSeq, a predicted model, not a curated record